AUCAUUUGAUUGUGAGCUUACCUAAUGAAUAUCAUUUGUAUUGAAACUGAUAUAAGAUGAUAUCAAGUUAUAUAUAUUUGCUUUUGUAAUCCUCACUCAACGUAUUCCAAUAGGGACAGCAAUUUCCCUCAUUACAUAUAUUCAAAUGUAACGAUUAUGUCUUAAUUUAGAUCUUAAAAUAAAGACUUCAUUAUGACAUUUUCUUCAAAGCUAACGGAUGAAGAAGAAUUUUUAAAGAAAAAAUAUACUGUACUACGUAAGAAGAAGAAAGAGUUACAGCAGCUUCGUAUGAAGCGCAAACAACAGGAAAAUGAAGCUGCAGAAAAUGGCCCAACAAAGGCUAAACAGAAAAAGGGGCUUAUGAAGUCUACAUCAGACUCAAUAUUGAAGUGUAAUAUUCCAGAGCGAAAAGACGCUGUUGCUAAUAUCAAAAACGUUUCUUUAAACGCUGCAGCUAAUACUGAAGCUGCUAAAAAACUUAUUAAAUCGGGUGCAAUACAGGUCAAAGUUAAAACAAAAACUACCUUUAAACGCUCGUUAUCCAAGAAAAAACGAGACGAAGUGAUGAAAAAACCUGUUUUUCAGCCAUUCAGUCCUUGCAGUGGAACGGGCAGUUCAUCAGACCAAGGUGAUGAUAUGUCACUAAAAGAUCAGUCUAACGCUAUUGAGAGCAAUAACAAUCAACCAAAAAAAAUUGUGCAAAAUCGCAAAGAAAGCCCCAAAAAAGUAAAAAGGGAACGUAAAUUUGAGAGACAUGCACCAAGAAAAGGGAACACAAUUUAUAUUCAUGGUUGUGAUUUAACAGAAAAACUGCUUGAAAGUCAUUUCCAAGGUUUUGGAAAAAUUAUUAAAAUAGACAUUGAACAAAAUGCACGGAGUGCUUUCAUAACGUACAACUCCCUAGAAGCAGCGGAUGUUGCCAUUGAUAAAAUGAAUGAUGCGAUGGUUGAAGGAACAAGAUUGAAAGUAUCUCUUGCCAGGCGACAAAAAAUGCUGGAAUCUGCAAUGUCUUCAUCGUUAUGGGCUCCUUUAGUCGUUGCCCAAAGUGAUAAAGGUCCUACAAAUCGCAGAGAAAAAAGAGCGCUCGUAGUUUAUGAUGAUGAUGAUAUGUUUUCAAGCUAAGAUUUUCUAUGGCUUAUAGCAGGGGUGUGCAACCUGUGCCCCACAAGGAAAAAUUGUGCAGCCUGCGGAGACGUGCCGAUUUUGAAGUGUGUGCAGCCUGGGAAAUGAGUUUUUAAUUUAGUUUAAUCUGGUACCUGUGGGUAAUUCCAAUACGAUACAAUGCAAAGCGAACAACGCUUGUCAUAAAGAUUAAUAACCAAAAAUUUUGUGCUUGCAACUACUUUAAAGCUUAAGAUAAAUAAAGGUGUGGCCCACGGUUUCCCCUCCGUCAUUCGAAUGUGGCCCUCCUGUAUUAAAGGUUGCACACCCCUGGCCUAUAUAGUAUUACUAGACAUUACACCGAUACCAAAUAUCUGGUCCUUUAUUUCACGCCUCGUUUGGAUCGUAUAUUUGAAAUUCACAAAAAUGUUCUUUCUAAAAAUCUGUGUUGUAUGGGCUAUUUUUUUAUAAUCAAAGAUUUUUAAGUUGAGCAUGGAUGUCCAUGUUUAUCAAUUUUUUUAACACUUGCAACUGCCAUAUAUUAUAUUUAUUAUUACUGAAAUUCCUAUUACCUUUUGACUUUUUUUUUUUUACAACAUCCUCCUGGCCAGAAUCGUUCUACUCCUUGAGUCAGAAUAUAUUGUCCAAGUUUUGGAGCAGGCUCUAGUUAAGAUUGAAUGAUGUAGUCAUGAAUGAGUCUCCCAUGUUUAUCUUUUGAAAUUUUGAUAGAAAUGACACACUAUUAUUAAUAAGCUAUUUAUUAUAGCUUAAGAAAUUUUAAUUUAAUUUUACUCCUGUUGGCACUGUCCGUUUUUUCGUUUUUUGUUAGUGUUGAAAUCAAUAAAAAUAUAAAUGCAAUAAAAGUUUUUGAUUUUCGACUAAGA
Messenger RNA from Styela clava, 1985 nucleotides. RefSeq names its product negative elongation factor E-like. The record is from RefSeq and is a predicted model, not a curated record. Gene Ontology annotation, biological process: negative regulation of transcription elongation by RNA polymerase II. Gene Ontology annotation, cellular component: NELF complex. NCBI's taxonomy places the organism in Eukaryota, Metazoa, Chordata, Ascidiacea, Stolidobranchia, Styelidae. Gene Ontology annotation, molecular function: RNA binding.